GCUAUUUAAAUGCCAACAGUCUUACUGUCAAAACAGCCUACAACAACAUGAUGGACCUGUUUGAGACCAACACUUAUUUUUUCAACGAUUUACGUUAUCUCGAGGCGGACCAUGGGACCUUGGAUAUGCCUGGAGUGUCCCCACUCUAUGAGGGGAAUGACAGCCCUCUGUCUACGGGACAGGAUCCGGUCCCGUCCGAGACAGGGUGCGAGAGCAGCGGGGAGGAACACGUCCUCGCGCCGCCGGGGCUCCAGCCUCACUGCGAUGGUCAGUGUCUUAUGUGGGCUUGUAAGAUCUGUAAAAGAAAAUCCGCGCCGACCGACCGGCGAAAGGCCGCCACUCUGAGAGAAAGGAGGCGGCUUAAAAAGAUCAACGAAGCGUUUGACGCGUUAAAGAAAAAGACGGUGCCCAAUCCGAACCAGAGGCUGCCCAAAGUGGAGAUUUUACGCAGCGCGAUAAACUACAUCGAGAAACUACAGGACCUGUUGCAUACGCUAGAUGAGCCAGAACAGAACUCUGACAGUGACCCUUACACAUACAACGUGAAAGAAAACCAUGUGGCUCCCAAUGAGUAUCACUGGAAAAAGAGCUGCCAGAACUGGCAGGGGAUUCCAGAUCAUUCCAGCUCCCAGGUGGCCGGUCACCGAGAAGAAGCCGCGGUGGAGUCUUCAACGUCCAGCAGCCUUCGUUGCCUCUCCUCAAUUGUUGACAGCAUUUCCACUGAAGAGACGAAAGCUCGCUGUCCCGACCAGAUCCCAGAAAAGUGAAGCACGAGCAUCCACCUCACAUUUCCUACCUAUAUUUUUUCCAUGAGCUCAGUCAUGCUUAAAUAAUGCAUAACAGAUCAUGUUGAUUAUAUAUGAAAAUAUAUGUUCACAAGAACAUUUCUUUAUCCUCAUAGCAUUUCUUGGCUUUCUGAAUGGAACUAUGUGAUCUGUUACGCAUUGUAUAAAUAAAUAAUGUAUUUAUUACAUUGCAAAAUAUUAUUAUGAAGUGUUCCAAUGUAAUAUUUAGAUUUUUUUUUUUCUCAUAAAUGACCAUUCAGUGUAGUUGCUGCAGCUAAUUCCAGGUUAAUUUCAGGGUCAUUGAUAUCAGCAAAAUGAUUGCUGUCAAUUUAUAUAGUCUUUCUAAAAUGUACAUAUUUUGUAAUUUAUUGCUGUUACUUAAAUUAUUUUAUAACUUAACAAGAAAAGUAGAGCACUUGAUCAUUACCGGAUAUGUUUCAUUAAAAAUAUCAAAGAUG
This is a messenger RNA of Cyprinus carpio (common carp), 1243 nucleotides long. RefSeq names its product myogenic factor 6-like. The record is from RefSeq and is a predicted model, not a curated record. NCBI's taxonomy places the organism in Eukaryota, Metazoa, Chordata, Actinopteri, Cypriniformes, Cyprinidae. Gene Ontology annotation, biological process: regulation of transcription by RNA polymerase II; positive regulation of myoblast differentiation; muscle organ development. Gene Ontology annotation, molecular function: RNA polymerase II cis-regulatory region sequence-specific DNA binding; DNA-binding transcription factor activity, RNA polymerase II-specific; protein dimerization activity.